Cannabis sativa is the source of this 1059-nucleotide messenger RNA. RefSeq lists its product as uncharacterized. NCBI's taxonomy places the organism in Eukaryota, Viridiplantae, Streptophyta, Magnoliopsida, Rosales, Cannabaceae. The transcript has 3 exons. The record is from RefSeq and is a predicted model, not a curated record. Gene Ontology annotation, molecular function: cysteine-type peptidase activity. Gene Ontology annotation, biological process: proteolysis. Bases 371 to 745 code for a protein of 124 amino acids.
UAUACUCUUCUUUAAUCUAAUUAACCUUAUAUCAAAUUAUAGUUAAAUUAUUAUAAGACACUAACAAUUUUUUUGGCAGGCACAUAUGGGAGAGCAUCAACGGUCAGAGAAAAAUUUUCAAGUUUUACGACCCAGAGCUUCUCAUAGUGCACGGGAUCAACGAUGAAGAAAAGAGUCAGUCUUUUGACGAUGCGGCAAGACGAUUGGCUAAUUGGUUAUCAUUAAUGAACAACAACCACCAAAUGUUCUUUAUUCCUUGGAAUAUCGGGUAAACUUUAUUAAAUUCUUUAGUGCUAAUUGUUCAUUUCUAUAUUAUGUCUUCAAAUUAUUUUUAUACUAUCUUACUUAUAUUCCAAUAUAAUUUUUUAGGAUGCAUUGGACACUAGUGGUGGUUACGCCAAGGAAAAUUAUCCAUUUAAACCCUAUAAGUGGCCGCCCAAUUCCCGAAGUAAUAGAACAAAUGAUCGGAAGGGCAUUCAUGUAUAUAGGGAACGCACAUGACUAUCUUGGCCCGUGGCAAGGAAUUAACCAAGCAAACUGUCCAAGACAACCUAAAAGCCAAGAAUGCGGUUUUUAUGUUUUGAAAUAUAUCACUGACAUCGUCGCACGUGCCAACCCCAGCCGUUACAUACAAGAUCAAAAAGCUUUUGGGGGUAAGAAGCAAUACGAUCCAAAAACAGAAUUGUUACCACUACAGCGAAAGUGGAUCGAACAAUUGAUGGCGGUGAUUCACGGUGACGAUUGAGGUUGAAAGGUCGAAGAAUUUUUCUUCAUUAUGUAAUUUUUAUAGAUUAACUUGUAGUUAGAUUUAUUAACUUAUUAAUAUUUUUAACUAAUUUUACAUUAGUGUUUGUGUAAUAUUUAAUUACUUUUAUGAAAUUAAAUUAUGUAUUUUACCCAAAUUUAAAUAAUAUUUAAUUUACAUUUUAAAAAAUAAAUAUGUAAUUUAAAUUAAAUAAAAUAAUAUAUAAAUUAAUAAAUAUAUAAUUAAAAUGUAAUUAAAAUUAUAUAAUUAAAUUAAAAAAAAAUAAAAAAACUGAAAUUCGCGUACCUAUGGCG